AUGCCCGAGCUAGCUGAGGUUGCACGGGUCGUCCACUACAUUCGCAAAUAUCUCGUGGGUAAAACCAUCACCAAAGUUCAUGUCCAAGAUGACCCUAUCGUCUUUGGUAAGGUGGGAACAACAGCUGCGGAGUUCCAAAAGCACAUGGAAGGAAAAUCGAUAGUGGAUACGGGACAACAGGGGAAAUAUUUCUGGAUGAUCAUGUCUUCCCCGCCUCAUCCCGUUAUGCAUUUUGGUAUGACUGGAUGGCUGAAGUUGAAAAAUGUCCAUACAUAUUACUAUAGAGCCCCAGCAUCCGACAAAGGGAACGACAGAGGGGAGGAACCGUGGCCGUCAAAAUUCUGGAAAUUUAUGCUUGAGCUUGAUGAUGAACCGAAGACUGAGGCUGCGUUUGUGGACGCGAGACGUCUUGGUCGUGUGCGAUUGGUCGAUUGUCCUGGUGCUGAUAUUAGGAAAUAUAGUCCUCUCAAGGAGAAUGGACCAGACCCCAUUGUGGAUAAGGAUAUCGUGACCUUGGAUUGGCUGAGAAAAAAAGUUUUGAGCAAAAGAGUGCCUAUUAAGGCGCUCCUGCUUGACCAAACCAAUAUCAGUGGAAUUGGGAAUUGGAUGGGAGACGAAUUGUUAUACCAUGCAAAAAUUCAUCCAGAACAAUACAGCAAUACCCUCCAGGAAAGCCAGAUCGAACAGCUCUACUCCGCGAUCAACUAUGUGUGCUCGACAUCGGUUGGUCUCUUGGGAAAUUCGGAGGAGUUCCCGUCCAAUUGGUUAUUCAGCCACCGGUGGAGCAAGGGUAAAACAAACCAUUCACAUAAACUUCCCAAUGGUGAAAAGAUUGUUUUUAUUACAGUUGGCGGUCGCACCAGUGCUAUAGUACCAGCUAUCCAGAAAAAGACAGGGCCCGUUGCGGGAGAUGUGGAAGAUGAGGCCAUGGAUGACAACAAUGAGCCCCCCAAAAAGAAGAGAGGAAUUGUUUCAAAGGAGAGUAAAUAUGUGGAAAAUGGUGAAACUCAUACUCCCGCGAAGAAACCUGCGAUGAAGAAGCCAAAAGAUGAACCAAAAAUAAAGGAGUCUAAGAGUAAGAAACAGACGGACGCUGCCCAAACGGAAGAGAACAAAACCCCAAAGAACCGUAGAUCCACAAGGUCAAGAAAGUAG
Paracoccidioides lutzii Pb01 is the source of this 1155-nucleotide messenger RNA. Its product is annotated as ATFPG-1/ATFPG-2/ATMMH-1/ATMMH-2/FPG-1/FPG-2-like protein. The record is from RefSeq and is a predicted model, not a curated record. The coding region runs from base 1 to 1155 and encodes 384 amino acids. The transcript has 2 exons. Gene Ontology annotation, biological process: base-excision repair. Gene Ontology annotation, cellular component: nucleus. Gene Ontology annotation, molecular function: DNA N-glycosylase activity; DNA-(apurinic or apyrimidinic site) endonuclease activity; zinc ion binding.